AUGGAUGAGGAGAAAGAAGAGGAACAAAACAUCUUACUCUCACCAUUUGAGAAAGUUAUUUAUGACAUGAAGAAUAGCAAGAAAGUUAAAAAUGACCUGAUACUUGGAAAAAGGAUUGGAUUUUACCAACUCCGUGGAGAAAUUGGCACUGGGAACUUUUCAAAAGUGAAGCUUGGAAUACACUGCUUGACAAAAGAAAAGGUGGCAAUUAAAAUCAUGAAUAAAAAGCAAAUAACCCAGAAGUCACGACAACUGUUCAUAAACGAAAUUCUGAGUAUGGAGCAACUUCAUCAUCCAAAUAUCAUCAGGCUGUAUGAGAUGCUGGAAACACAAUCUAGACUGUACCUGGUCUUGGAGUAUGCAGAUGGAGGGGAUCUUUUUACCAAGGUCUCCACAAGGGGACGUCUCUUGGAAUAUGAGAGUAAAUUUAUAUUUAUUCAGAUUGUAUCAGCUGUUAAACAUAUGCAUGAAAACAAUGUGAUCCAUCGGGAUCUCAAGGCAGAAAAUGUGUUCUACUCAGCUACUAACUGUGUGAAGUUGGGUGACUUUGGCUUCAGUGCAGUGUGUCCUUUGUCAGAACCCUUAAACACCUGUUGUGGCUCUCCGCCAUAUGCAGCACCUGAGCUCUUUAAAGAAAAUAGCUACUUUGGAAUUCAUGUGGACAUCUGGGCCCUGGGCAUCCUAUUGUACUUCAUGGUGACGGCAACCUUGCCUUUCCGUGCGGAAACUAUCAGGAAGCUGAAAAAGUACAUUUUACUAGGAUCAUACACAAUUCCAUCAUAUGUAUCAGAUCCCUGCCGGAAACUAAUUCAUGGAAUUCUUCAAAUCAUUCCAACAAACCGCUACACCCUGGACAACAUCCUGGACAGUCCAUGGCUGAAGGGAAUGGAAUGUCCUGAGCCAUACCAACCAUUCCACUUGAAUCCAGCACAUCUAGUCAGUUCUCUCCCUCUAAACGAAGAGGAAAAGGAGGUGAAGAAGGCAUUGAGAGGCCUGGGAAUCACAGAGGAGCACAUCUGUAAUAAUCCUAAUUGGGACUGUCACAGUCCCGUCACUGGGACUUAUCGCAUCCUUCUCCACCGGAGCCAUAAGAGGCACUAUUCAGACAGUCCUGUCAUGAUGAACAAUUGUCCUGCAAAACCCAGGCUGAAUGAAAACCGAAAGAAGCGUCUCAAAGCAUGUGUGCAGACUUCACGGAUGUGUCUAAUUCUGUAA
Molecule: messenger RNA, 1215 nt
Organism: Hemiscyllium ocellatum (epaulette shark)
Lineage: Eukaryota; Metazoa; Chordata; Chondrichthyes; Orectolobiformes; Hemiscylliidae
Product: serine/threonine-protein kinase NIM1-like
Exons: 3
Coding region: 1-1215 (404 amino acids)
Biological process (GO): microtubule cytoskeleton organization; protein phosphorylation; intracellular signal transduction
Cellular component (GO): cytoplasm
Molecular function (GO): protein serine/threonine kinase activity; ATP binding; tau-protein kinase activity
Source: RefSeq, a predicted model, not a curated record